This is a messenger RNA of Menidia menidia (Atlantic silverside), 2635 nucleotides long. The record is from the annotation of a GenBank genome assembly. Lineage: Eukaryota; Metazoa; Chordata; Actinopteri; Atheriniformes; Atherinopsidae.
UGACAGAACAACAGAGACGCCAGAGCGCACUUAUCUGAGUCAGCCAUGAGAAGACCACACCAGCUGUAGGAGACCCGGGACCCUGGGCCAGUUUAUCAUCCCCUCUCUGACACGGGUUGGCGCCGAGGAGAGGACAACACACUGGAGAGACAAAUCAGCAGGCUUCAGUGGCUCAUGUCAAAGGGACAGCUACAUCAAUGAGGACACCAGGCAUGGCGGUAUUCAAGCAGCAAAAUGUGGAUGAGUUCUAUGAAUUUGGAGUGGAGCUGGGAAGUGGGCAGUUUGCGGUUGUCAAGCGUUGUAAAGAGAAGAGCACAGGUGUGGAAUAUGCAGCCAAAUUCAUCAAGAAGAGGCAGAGUCGGGCCAGCAGACGGGGCGUGAGAAGAGAAGAGAUUGAGAGGGAAGUGGACAUCCUGCAGCAGAUCCAGCAUCCCAACAUUGUAGCGCUGCACGACGUGUAUGAGAACCGCACAGACGUGGUUCUUAUCCUUGAACUGGUCUCUGGAGGAGAGCUGUUCGAUUUCUUGGCUCAGAAAGAGUCUCUCAGUGAGGAGGAGGCCACUGAGUUUAUCAAACAGAUCCUCGACGGGGUCCAGUACCUCCACUCCAAGAGUAUUGCACAUUUUGAUCUGAAGCCUGAAAACAUAAUGCUGCUGGACAGGAACGUUCCUCUACCCCGCAUUAAAAUCAUAGACUUCGGACUAGCACACAAAAUCGAAGCUGGGGCAGAUUUUAAAAACAUUUUCGGCACGCCUGAAUUUGUUGCUCCAGAGAUAGUCAACUAUGAGCCACUAGGAUUGGAGGCAGACAUGUGGAGCAUCGGAGUCAUCACUUACAUCCUUUUGAGCGGCGCGUCUCCUUUCCUGGGCGACACAAAGCAGGAAACACUGGGAAAUAUCUCAGCAAUGAACUAUGAGUUCGAUGAGGAGUUUUUCAGCAACACCAGCGAGCUGGCCAAGAGUUUCAUCAGACAGCUUCUGGAGAAGGACACGAGAAAACGAAUGACUAUACAAGAUGCCCUGAACCACCCCUGGAUAAAGCCUCUGAAUUCCAGACAGGCCAUGGUAAAGAGACUGUCGGUGGUCAACUUGGAGAAUUUCAGGAGACAGUAUGCCAGACGACGGUGGAAGCUGUCAUUCAGAAUUGUUGCUCUUUGCAACCAUUUAACAAGGAUCAUGAAAAAAGGCCAGAAGCCACCUGAGGAGGAUGGGAGAGAUUGUGAAAGUGACCAAGAGGAGGACGUUCUGAGGAGAAGGCCGAGGACCAGAAAGAGAAGCAGCACUUCCUGAGAUCAGUUUGAAACUGUUGCUCCACCUGGUAAUGUUGUUGUUUUUCUAUGAAGACAGCUCAUCCUUUGCGCGUCACCGCUGCAUCCUGCCACUUCUAAAUCCAGGCCUCUGUUUUCUGACUGUGAAAAGCAUAACAAAACAUGUUAUUUACAGGAACUCAACCUAUAUGUUCACAAAUGCCAAGAAUGUAGAUUACUUCCCCUAAAAACUGCAGUCUUAAAAGCUCCUCAGCUCUUGUGUGACAGCCCAGAGUCAUACACAGUCUUUUUUCUUUUCUUUUCUUAACUUAAAGAUUCACAACAGUGUUUUUUUCCAAGUACAAGCAUUGUAAAUUAAAUGGGUUCAGCACUGUAGGAGGACAAAUGUUAGCAAGUGUUGGCAACCAGACGUUUACAUGUUGUUCUGCUUAACAAACAUGAUGCCUCUGCAAACAAAGUGUUAAAUGUUCAUCUUUCUUGUCUGUUACCUUAAGUCUGUACACUAUGCUGAUUUAAAAGUUUACCGAAGUGCUAGAAAGGAUUUUUCAUCAAAUGACCCUUAUGCAAGAACCGGCUUUUAUCUCACAUGUACAUAAAGACACUGUAUAGCUCUUUAUAAAUAUACAUAUAUGUGUAUGUAUAUAUGUGCGUGUGUUUGAAACUAAUUCAGCAGUUUCAGGCUGAAACUGUGAUGAAUUAAUGGUUUAAUAAAAAUACUGUAGAAAUACGGUCAGACAGAUGUCUUAAUUUCUGCUCUACUUUCUCGUGGCUCAAAAGCUGUUUACUGUUUUAAACAAAAAAUGUUUUAUUUUUCUGUACAGUUGUAUGAACUGUAAAUUCAUGAAAAUGGUUGUUAUUGUAUUAGUGAUAAUAAAGUGAAAAAAAAUCUCUGAUUAAUACUUGAACGUUUGUGUCCCAGUAUGAGAACACGUUCCUACAUUGUUGACCUGAUCACAUUGUGUAUUUUUAAAUCUGCACAGCAAAGCUGCCAGCUUCCUCUGAAUUAUUCUUAGCAUUCACAUAACUUUUGCGGUUAGACAAGUAUUCCUGUUAAAGUGGACAGACCAGUGGCUCUUGACGACUAAUUAUUCCAGUACAUCGGUGAGCUCUACUUGUGAUUCUCUGUCCCGACUACCGGUUUGUCUCACAGCCGAUGUGUAUUCUCCCAACGAUAAUGCUGUAUGAGCUCAGUUGGGCUGAAAGUGAUUGGAUAAUGUGCCCUGAACUAAAUACAUGCUGGCAGUUGCACCAUGUAGGCCAGUUAACACAGAUGGUGAGAAAGGAGUCAUAAUCAACAAGUGGGUCAGUCUGAACUCUGCUGCUUGUCUGUGCUUCAGGAUUCGAAUGGAGACCCUUUAAGGUUAUCUC